This is a messenger RNA of Trifolium pratense (red clover), 1407 nucleotides long. RefSeq lists its product as uncharacterized. Bases 1 to 1407 code for a protein of 468 amino acids. Lineage: Eukaryota; Viridiplantae; Streptophyta; Magnoliopsida; Fabales; Fabaceae. The transcript is spliced from 9 exons. The record is from RefSeq and is a predicted model, not a curated record.
AUGGCAACCCCAAGAGCAGAUAACGAAAUUGAAGAAGUGGAAGCAGAUCUGCAUGAAAUUCAACCUGUAUUGGAAGCAAAUGAAGAAAUCCAAAUCCAACCAGCAUCCACUGAGUUCGACGACUACUCCCGCUACUUUGAUGUUGAUGGCCGCACCAAGAGAAAAGGCAUCGAGAACCGAGCAUUCAGAAUAGAAUGUUACUCUUGUGAAUUUGACGUAUGUUAUUGUAGUGAUGAUGAUUUGAGCUUAAAUAUUCGCACUCAUAAAAUUGUGAAAAUGAUGAUUACAUUGUUUUUUGUUAUGUGUUUGGUGACAAGUAGUACUACUGCUAACACAUUUGAUGACAUGGAUGAUUUGGAGUUGGAGAGACAACUAAAUCUUAUUAACAAAAUGUCAGGAUACAUAGUUGAUUGUGUUGAUAUCAAUAAUCAACCUGCUUUUAGUCAUCCUUUGCUAAAGAAACAUAAAUUACAGAGAAAACCAAGUUUUGAAAAGCAGAAUAGUGAAACAAAUGUAAAUAGUUCAUCAACCAAAUUCAUUCAUGUGCUUGAGAAAGUUAGUUGUCCUAAAGGAACCGUCCCAAUUCGAAGGAUAACAAAAGAUGACGUUAAUCAAGGAAAAUCAUUAUUCAAUGACCAUAUCCUAACUCAAAAUAGCAUUCGUACUUAUUAUGCUGAAUUGUUUGCAAAUGCUGUGAAUGGUCCUUACUAUGGAGUUAGUGGAAUUACUAGUAUUUAUAAUCCAAAAGUUAUUGAGGGCCAAACAAGUGCAAGUCAUAUAUAUGUUGAAAAUGGAAAGGGAGAUGGUAACAAUAAAAUUACUGUUGGAUGGCAUGUAUCUCCACAAUUAUACAAAAAUGAUGCAACUCAUUUCUACUCAACAUGGACGUCACAAAAUUACAAGGAUGGAUGCUACAAUAUGUUGUGCCCAGGUUUUAUUCAAACCAACCGUGCAUAUUACCUUGGUUCACGCAUAGCAAAUACAUCAUCAACUUCUGGUAGAACAAAAGUUGAGAUGCCCAUUUCUCUUUUACAGGAUGAAAAAACCAAAAAUUGGUGGUUGCUCGUUCAAGACACACCAAUUGGAUAUUUUCCAGCACAUUUAUUCUCUAACUUGGUGAUAGCUAAUAGAGUGGGAUGGGGUGGAUUAGCAGCAACUCCUACGGGUACUAGUCCUCCAAUGGGAUCUGGACUUUUUCCAGAUAAAACUUACAUUCGUGCUUGUUAUUUUAGGUAUAUUUCAUUUCAAGACAAAAAUAGAAAAAAGGUUCAACCUCCAGAUUAUAUGACACGAAAGUUCCUUAAUGCCCCUGGUAAAUGUUAUGCAAUUGAUUACUAUGAAUAUGAUGGAAAGGAAGCUGGAUAUGCUCUUGAAUUUGGAGGACCUGGUGGUAAUUGUGGCAAUUAA